CACAAUGCACGGAGCAAGCCCCCCUGUCUGUAGGAACCUGACAGAUACGUGCAGCGGGAGAUGAUAUGGCAGAAUUUCGGGCAAAUGUUACAACGAGGCAAUAGGCCAGUCAGGAAAUUGGAGUAAAGCUGAAACAUAAGGCUUUGCUACCCAGCAGCUUGCCAGCUUGUGUGUGUUUGUGUGUGUGUGUAUGCUCGAAGUGCCUAUGGCGGAGUUUGGGCAGGACGGCAGCCUUCCUCCAUUGAAUCUUGGGGAUACGACCGUGCCCAGCAACGAGGCAGCUGGCAAGGCGCAUUGCGAAGUGUCGGUCUUGAAUGGAGACUGUGGGAUAUCAGAAAAUAUGGUCGGCUCAGGAUCCCUUGUCGCUCCUGGCAGCCAAGCCGGGGUGGAAACCGCCAACACCUCUGUCGGAUUUGAUGCCAAAAAUGAAUUACCACGCAGGAGCAGCAUUAUCAAGGAUGGCUCAAGACAGCGUAAAGAAAGAAAGAAGACUGUAUCAUUCAGCAGCAUGCCCACUGAGAAGAAAAUUAGCAGUGCAAGUGACUGCAUCAGUGCAAUGGUCGAUGGCUCUGAGCUGAAGAAAGUGCGAUCGAAUUCGCGCAUUUACCACCGCUACUUUCUCCUUGAUGCUGACAUGCAGUCUUUGAGAUGGGAGCCCUCAAAGAAGGAAUCAGAAAAGGCCAAAAUUGAUGUAAAAUCCAUCAAGGAGGUUCGGACAGGAAAAAAUACUGACACUUUUAGAACUAAUGGAACCUAUGAUCAGAUAUCAGAGGACUGUGCUUUCUCAGUGAUCUUUGGGGAGAACUAUGAGUCCCUGGACUUGGUGGCAAACACUGCAGAUGUAGCCAACAUAUGGGUAACAGGGCUGAGGUACCUCAUCUCCUAUGGGAAACAUACGUUAAAUAUGAUAGAGAGCAGUCAGAACAACAUGCGCUCAUCAUGGCUGGGUGAGCUUUUUGAUCAGGCAGACAGUAACAACAGCAAACAAAUAACAAUAUGUGCUGCUGUGCAGCUAGUCAAAAAGCUGAACCCGGGACUUAAAAAUGUGAAAAUAGAACUAAAGUUCAAGGAGCUUCACAAAGCUAAAGACAAAGCUGGUUCUGAUGUGACAAAAGAGGAGUUCAUUGAGGUCUUUCAUGACCUUUGCACCAGACCAGAAAUUUAUUUUCUCUUUGUUCAGUUCUCCAGCAACAAAGAAUUUCUGGAUACCAAGGACUUAAUGAUAUUUCUUGAGGCAGAGCAGGGUAUGGCACAAGUAAGCGAAGACACCAGCUUAGAGGUCAUUCAGAAAUAUGAACCAUCUAAAGAGGGCCAGCUCAAGGGCUGGCUUUCUCUCGAUGGCUUCAACAACUAUCUUAUGUCACCAGAGUGCCAUAUAUUUGACCCUGAACAAAAAACAGUAUGCCAAGACAUGAAUCAGCCCUUGUCCCACUAUUACAUCAAUGCAUCCCACAACACAUACCUGAUAGAAGAUCAGUUCAGAGGUCCCUCAGAUGUGACAGGGUAUAUCCGUGCUCUCAAGAUGGGCUGCCGCAGUGUAGAGCUGGAUGUGUGGGACGGGCCUGAGAACGAACCUGUUAUUUACACUGGCCAUACAAUGACAUCACAGAUAGUUUUUCGCAGCGUUAUUGACGUCAUCAACAAGUAUGCCUUUGUUGCGUCUGAGUUUCCACUGAUACUGUGUUUAGAAAACCAUUGCUCCUUAAAGCAGCAGAGAGUGAUGUUUCAGCACCUUAAGAAGAUCCUUGGAGACAAGAUCCACCUAGAUCCUCCUAAACCUGAGGACUGUUACCUCCCUUCUCCCUCUGAACUGAAGGGAAAGAUCCUGCUGAAGGGUAAGAAACUAAGCACAAAUUGCACUGCUUCAGAAGGUGAGGUGACAGAUGAGGACGAGGGGGCAGAGAUGUCUCAAAGGAUGAGCAUUGAGUCUGCAGAACAACAGACUAUCGCACCCAAGAAAUUCCAGCUGUCAAAGGACCUUUCUGAUCUGGUGACCUUGUGUAAGUCUGUGGAGUUCAGAGACUUCCCAACGUCUUUCCAGAGCCAGAAGCACUGGGAGCUCUGCUCUUUCAAUGAAGUCUUUGCCAGUCGCUGUGCCAGUGACUUCCCAGGUGACUUUGUUAACUAUAACAAAAAGUUCCUGGCACGGGUUUACCCUAGCCCCAUGCGGAUUGACUCCAGCAACAUGAAUCCGCAAGAUUUCUGGAAGUGUGGUUGCCAGAUUGUGGCAAUGAACUACCAGACUCCCGGCCUGAUGAUGGAUUUAAACAUUGGCUGGUUCCGUCAGAACGGGAACUGCGGCUAUGUGCUGCGCCCAGCAAUCAUGAGGGAGCAGGUUUCAUAUUUUAGUGCCAACACUAAAGAUUCAGUGCCUGGUGUUUCUCCACAGCUCUUACACAUUAAGAUCAUCAGUGGACAAAACUUCCCAAAACCCAAAGGCUCAGGUGCAAAAGGAGACGUAGUAGACCCCUAUGUGUACGUGGAAAUACACGGCAUACCUGCUGACUGCGCUGAACAAAGGACUAAAACAGUCAACCAGAAUGGGGACAACCCUCUAUUUGAUGAGAGCUUUGAGUUCCAGAUAAAUCUCCCAGAGCUUGCAAUGGUGCGCUUUGUGGUGCUAGAUGAUGACUACAUUGGGGAUGAAUUUAUUGGCCAAUAUACCAUCCCCUUUGAGUGUCUCCAGCCAGGUUUCCGCCAUAUACCGCUACAGUCUCUGACAGGGGAGGUUCUGCCACAUACCUUGUUGUUUGUUCAUGUGGCCAUAACCAAUCGAAGAGGAGGCGGUAAACCACACAAAAGGGGACUGUCUGUGCGAAAGGGCAAGAGGAAUAGAGAGUAUGCCAGUAUGAGAGUGCUAUUGAUCAAGGCUGUGGAUGAUGUCUUCAAAACAGCCAUGCUGCCACUUAGGGAGGCAACAGACCUCAGAGAAAACAUGCAGAAUGCCAUAGUGUCCUUUAAAGAGCUGUGCGGCCUUUCAGCCGUGGCUAACCUGAAGCAGUGCAUCUUGGCCCUUUCACCUCGACUGACUGGACCUGACAACAGUCCCCUUCUGGUGUUCAACCUCACUGAUGAUUACCCCAACUUGGAGCCCCAAGGCCUACUCCCAGAGGUCCUCAAGAAAGUCGUCACCACCUAUGACAUGGUGAUCCAGACUAGCAAGACUCUCCUGGAGAACUCCGAGGGGGUGUAUGAGAGAAUUCUACAAACCCAAAAAGCAGCGAUGGAAUUUCACGAGAACCUCCACGACUUGGCCUUGAAGGAAGGGUUGAAGGGCAGGAAGUUGGACAAGGCAGUGGAGAGCUUCACAUGGAAUAUCACCAUACUGAAGGGCCAGGCAGACUUACUGAAGCAUGCCAAGAGUGAAGUCCAGGAGAACCUCAAGCAGAUUCACUAUGCUGCGCUCACCUGUAACCUGAGUAGAGGUGGAGCAGCAGGUGGCUCCUCUGGCUCUGAGUGCAAGAGCAGACGUAGCCUCGAGGCCAUUGCCGAGAAGGCCACUGCAGAGGAGGAGCUCACUGACGAGGACAACUAAAAACCCACAGUCCUGCUCUGGUAAUCUCCUGGCACCCACAUUCAGACCUCUACUCUGUUCCUUCCUCCUGAGCUCAAAACCCAAAGCUCCCUCCCUCUCUCUUUCUGUGUCUUUACCCUGGCAUCAUAACUUUAAACACCAGUGUUUUUCCACAUUCCAUCAAGUACAUUCCUGUAUCCCAAGCACAGCUGUAACCACUUACAGACUUCUGCCUUGUAAUCAUCAAUAAAAUGCCACCACUACUCUAGGACACAAAUCCUACCCAAGUUCAGAUCACAAGAAGGCCUCAGCUGAAGUUUUUGGAAAAUUGCUGUCAUUAUUUCUAUGCCUUAAAAUGUUCGGGCGUUGUACUGAAGGCUGGAAAAGUGUGCAACAAGUGUCUUUCUUGACAUUUGCUACGCAUUUUAUACUGCUGAGCCAUUAAAGGCACAAUGCUCAUAUAAAUGCUAAAUCUAAGCAUCCAGCAAAAAUAACUUUUGGGAAAAAGUGCUGAAAAGGAGAAUAUGUAAAAAAGCAGAUAAUUUUUGCCAGACAUACAUUGCUAAUCUAUUCAUCUGCAGUCCCAGUGCAGGGGUUUGUUGUCCUCCAUUCUUCUUUGUUGUCCUCCAUUCUUCUGGGUGAGCUGGGAGGGCCAAGCCAGUUACCAGCCACGUGACCGAUAAAGACAUUACUACUGUUCAGAGACGGUGCACUUCUACUCAGCGGACAGGGGCGUUACCCGACGAGACGAAAAAGAAAAAAAAAGAGCCCUUGGGUUGUUGUAAGAGAUUUCAUAAAGCACAAUUAUCUGGAGCUGUGAAUGUAACAGGACAGAGGGAGUGACUGGAACGAGAAGGAAAGGGAAGACGAAAAUGAAGAUGAUUACGAAAUGAAUGAGAGUAAAGAGUUGUUUACAAUAUUGAACUUGUCCAUGUUCUUGUCUGCCAAAAUAGUAUAAUAUACUAUGUGUAUAUAUGAAGUUUCCUGUUACUUUUUUUCUGCAGAGUGCAUCAUUUUAUUAUUGUAUACUUGGAAAUAUAAGAUUUAUUUUAUAAAAGAUAUAUGAACAUGUCUGUUGAAAAACAAAAAUUUUAUUUGUCAGUAGAUAUCUGAUAACGAGGCUUGUCAUUAAAAGAAGUGACCUCGGAGUUUUACCGGUGGGGAGCUCCUCCACGUCAAGACAGAAGGACAAAUAAGAGAAUGUAUUCAUACCGUUUGUUUGGUGCAGACAGCAACCAAUUCUCAAUAAUCACAACCAGCAACUGCAUGAGAAGGAACCACAACUGGAAGGUCUCAAAAACAGUUUGGACAUUGACACGUUUUCACAUUGUAACAUUUCAGGUGGAAAUAUGUUAGGCCUUUAAUUUCAGGGCGCUGAAAGAACAUCAUCAACUUUAUGCUCCGAGUAUUCUAACUAAUGUAUUUGACCAAAAACUCAUUUCACUGUUACUUUUUAAAAGUCUGCAACCCAUAAAAAGUGCCAGUUAUUUAAAGUCUUUUCAUUUUUUCCUGGUGUGCUCCAAACCAAUUCCACUGUAAUGUAAAAUACCCCAAUGAGAAAUCAGCUCUGGCUGGUUUGAAAACUCAUCCCCUUGUUUAUUUGUAAUCAUUUGGUUCAGUUAUCUUCCUGAGCAGAAUGACUGAAUACAUCUCUCAGGAAACCAACUUUAUAUGUCUGAAUAACAGACUUUGAAUGGGAGUUGAUGUACGAAAACAAAGGCUGUGGCUUCAUUUUAAUUGUGCAGUUAGUAACUAUUCAAUGCAAAGUGCAGAUUAUCCACACACACACCAUUUUGAGAUUAUGUCUGAGGAACGACUGUGCAGGGUUAGCACAUUUCGGAUAGCUCAGGUGGCUCCUGUCCGCCUGGCAAGUCAAAUGAGUCACAACACUUUUUAAGAAUUUAAACUCAGGUCCGGUGAGAUGGUUGAGAAGGAUAGAAAUUUCAGAGUAAUAGCUUCAUAACCAUUCCUGGUGACAGAGUAGUAUUUGAUCAAUUACCCUGUGAUUUAAUUGUGCCUCAUUGCUGCUAACUAAAACCUACUGUAUUAAGUACGAAGUAAGAAGACUAUUUUGUCUUAUAACAUGUCUUUCCCCACAUGUUACUUCAACGGGGCCCCGGCUUCCUAUUCAUUUUAAAGUCCACAACUUUCUUCAAUUAAAAUUUCAUAUUAGAAAACAAUUUACUUGCUUUCUACAUAUAGGACAAAGGUUACUUGAAAAUGACAAGUAUAUGACAAGUUUGCCAUCAGGGCUGCAACUAAUGAUUAUUUUCAUUAUCAGUCUGAAUUGAUCACUCGGUCUAUAACUUCAAAAAAACAAUGUAAAAUAAAUCACAACAUCCGGGAGCUCAAGGUGACCUCUUCAAAUCGCUGCUUUUGUCUGACCAACAACCCAAAAAUAUUAAAUUCACUAAAGAACAAGCAAAGUAACACAUUCUCACAUUUGAGAACGUUUAAACAGGAAUUUUUUUCUCGCCACCUUUGGUCAAAAAAUAACCUAAACGAUAAAUAAUUUAUCAAAAUAGUUGCUUUUAGUUUUUAAAUCCAAUAAUCAACUAUUCUUUGCAGUUCUAUUUGCCAUCUUUACAUGAUCUGUGUGGGCAAAAUUUGGGGCUGAACAAUCUGAUGAAAUUGACCAACACUGAAACUACUUAAGUUAGCAUUAUGUUCACAGCUGUGCAUUGUAGUUACCUAAGCUAAUUUUAACUUCACUGCCUGACAGGAGGACCUGCGUCAUAGCCCCAAAUACCGGGGGUUUUUGGGGCAACUUUUUCACUUAGCCCCAAAAACGUAGCUUUCUUCAACCAAACUAAACCACAAAUUGGCAAGACUUUAUUUUUCCUGUUUGCCAAUGCACAGAAUUAACGCUAUUUAACUAGAGCAAGUAAAUCUGUCACCGACAGUCCUCAUUAUAGCUGGUAAAAUCAACAGUCACGAACUUAAGCGUUCACUUUUUUCAGCUUGUUAAGACACUGUAAUUUGUUAGUCAUAAUUACAAUGGAGGCUCUAGUAGUUGUACAAUUUCCGUUUUUAUAAUAUAACAAUUAACUGUUCAGACCUAUGCAGAAGCUAUAAACUAAUUUCCGACGAAGAAAAAAAGAUCACAGACAAAAACUUUGUAGCAGAUACUCAGUUAAAGGCUGCACAUAUAAGCCUUAAAAGAAAAAAAAAAGGUAAUUUGGCAUUAUUAUACCCAAGUCUUGACUUAAAAUAUUUUCAUGGAGUCUUUGGAGCAUGUGCUUAACCUUAAUUUAGUGAAAAUCUUGAUCACCGGCAAUAAAAUCAAUUAUUUGAAUUUGUGUAGGAUUUUUCGAGAACAUGGAGGAAUUCCUAUUCUCUCAUCAACAGGCAGUUAGACUGUUAAAUGAAGUUCAAAUAUUUUGUAAAAUGUUCGUCCCCUCAGUGCUCACAAAGUCGUAGCCUUAAGUGUUAAAUGUUGUCCACACCUCCUGCAGAUCACACAACCCAUGACAAAACAAACAAACAUUGCCUCUGAAUUUCAAUGCUUUGACAGUCGACGUACUCAUAAUUGUUGAGAGGAUGACAAAAGACGGAUUUCAGUUGUCUUGCCAGUCUCAUCUCUUUAUGUCAAGUCAAAAAAAUAAAUAAAUAAAACCUGAAUAAACAAAAUUGGGUAGA
This is a messenger RNA of Xiphias gladius (swordfish), 7153 nucleotides long. Its product is annotated as inactive phospholipase C-like protein 2. The coding region runs from base 191 to 3535 and encodes 1114 amino acids. The transcript is spliced from 6 exons. The record is from RefSeq and is a predicted model, not a curated record. NCBI's taxonomy places the organism in Eukaryota, Metazoa, Chordata, Actinopteri, Istiophoriformes, Xiphiidae. Gene Ontology annotation, biological process: lipid metabolic process; intracellular signal transduction. Gene Ontology annotation, molecular function: phosphatidylinositol-4,5-bisphosphate phospholipase C activity.